UAAAACAAAGUGCGCAAAACCUAUUUAUAUACAGUUCGCUAUACGAGAUGCUAACGAUAACAUCAUAGAUGCUAGAAUAAUAAUUAAACUUGGCAUUUAUCAUACAUAAGAUAAUAAUAAUAUAUUUUAAAAAAUAUAAUAAUUUUUUUUUUGUAUGCAAAAAAAAGUUUGAAAAUGCAACAACAAACUAAUAACUUGGUAUCUUCAAAUGCUCUUUAUUCUAAAAUAAUUCUAUUAGUUUUCGUCCUGAUGUGUGCUGUGAAACGUUCGAAUAGCUUUGAUUAUUUUAAAGAAAAACCUUCGUUUAUGAAAUCUUGCAAACUUAGCCAACCGGAUCUAACAAAAUGUUCUACUGAAGCAAUACAAAAAAUUGUCAAGGAAAUCAUGAAAGGUGUGCCUGAGUUUAGAGAUGUAAUUGGCUCGUUAGAUCCUCUCGUGCUAAACGAUAUUGCCUUCAAACAGGAUGGCGCCGAGGCAGUAAACAUCCUAAUUGGCUUGUCAACCUUGAUAAUUAAAGAUAUGUCAAGAGUGCAGGUCGUAGAGAGCAGGGUUCAUCGUAACGAUCUUAGUUUUCUGCUGAAGUUGCAUAUGCCUGAACUGAGACUAACGGGUCACUACAAAUUAGAUGGACGCAUUUUGCUGCUGUCUUUGAAGACAGAAGGGGAAAUGGCCAUUGAUUUGGAGGAUGUCAACAUAACAACGCUUAUCAAAACUGACUUAUUCGGUAGAGACGGCUACACUUUCUAUAAUGUCACUAAAGUCCAAAACGAUAUAAAUAUUGGCAAAUUGAAGGCAAAAUUUGAUAAUUUAUUCGGCGGUCGCAACAAAGAUUUGGAACGAAGCAUCCUCACGUCAAUCAAUGAAAAUUGGCGAGAAUUCUUCGAAGUUCUGCGCCCAUCCACAACCAAUGUUACGAACCAAAUAACAUUUGAUUUACUUCAUAAGAUAUGUUUACGUAUACCAGCUAAAUAUUUUCUAGAAGAUAUUCCCACACCUAAGCAAUUCCACGAAAAUAUAUCUUCAAAUACAUUAUAGUAACAAUUACUUUACAUAAGAUUUCCUCGACCUUGGCACGAAAAUCCUCCUCCUGGCAGAUGCAUUGGAAGUUACUUUAACCUGAGCCUAAGCAUGUUAACCUUUUAUAAAUUUCAAAUAAUAAUUUUAAAAAAUCCAAAAGAACUGAUUGAUGAAUAGAUCGACAGGGACUAUAGUUAGGACUUAUCAUUAUUGUUGUUGUUGCGCAGCUAAGGUAAAUAACUAUUUUGCGUUGUAAAUCGGCAUCAGUUGGAAACUUUCCGAUGGCCAGUAUUCAAGAUUACUUCAGCUCUUUGAUCGUCUCUGCGAAUCUCAAUAAGAAGCAUGUCUGCUAAAGCUGUGCACAGGCAAAGCUAUUUGAUGCAUAACUAAAUUAUAAAACGCAUUAUAUAACCACGUUUAACGCAACCACAGAAACGUUUCAGUUUGCGGUCCUCGAUCGUUAGACGGAAAGGGUGUAACUCGAAAAUGUAAAUUUUUUAACUCAUAUUU
Molecule: messenger RNA, 1527 nt
Organism: Glossina fuscipes
Lineage: Eukaryota; Metazoa; Arthropoda; Insecta; Diptera; Glossinidae
Exons: 6
Coding region: 175-1035 (286 amino acids)
Source: RefSeq, a predicted model, not a curated record